AUGAGUAUGAGUUCAUAUACCGAGAGCAGCUCGGAGGAGGAUGAUCUGUCACCGCGAGACAAGGUUCAGCAAAAUUCCAAGGGCUAUGCCGACUUCUGCGUGCGCAACAUCAAGCAGCAUUCGUUCGGUCGGCAUGAGAUCGAGAUCGCCGAGCAGGAGAUGCCCGGUAUUAUGGCACUGCGCAAGCAGGCUCUCGACGACAAACCGCUCAAGGGUGCGAACAUCGUUGGUUGCACGCACGUUAACGCGCAAACGGCUGUGCUGAUAGAGACGCUGAUCUGCCUCGGUGCGAACGUUAGAUGGGCAGCCUGCAACAUCUACUCAACGCAGAAUGAGGUCGCGGCAGCACUGGCAGAAAGUGGAGUUCCCAUUUUCGCCUGGCGUGGCGAAAUCGAGGAAGAUUUCUGGUGGUGUAUCGAUAAGUGUGUACACGCCGAAAACUGGCAGCCCAACAUGAUACUGGACGAUGGUGGCGAUGCAACGCACCUGAUGCUGAAGAAGUACCCGGUUAUGUUCAAGAUGAUCAAGGGCAUUGUCGAUGAGAGCGUGACGGGGGUGCACCGGCUGUACCAGCUGUCGAAGACAAGCAAGCUAACCGUGCCGGCUAUGAACGUAAAGGAUGCGAUCACGAAGACCAAAUUUGACAGCCUGUACAGCUGCAAGGAAUCGGUUAUUGACAGCUUGAAGCGUGCCACGGACAUUAUGAUUGGCGGUAAGCAGAUUGUGCUGUGCGGGUACGGUGAGGUAGGCAAGGGUUGCGCCCAAGCCUUGAAGGGACUCGGAUGCAUCGUAUACGUGACGGAGAUCGACCCGAUCUGCGCACUGCAAGCCUGCAUGGACGGUUUCCGUGUGGUAAAGCUGAACGAGGUGAUCCGCACGGUGGACGUGGUGAUCACGUGCACAGGCAACAAGAACGUGGUAACGCGCGAACAUAUGGACAAGAUGAAGAACGGCUGCAUCGUCUGCAACAUGGGCCACUCGAACACCGAAAUCGACGUGAACAGCCUGCGCACAUCCGAGCUACAAUGGGAAAAGAUGCGCUCCCAGGUCGAUCACAUCAUCUGGCCCGGUCCGGACGGCAAGCGUAUCAUUCUGCUUGCGGAAGGCCGGUUGGUGAAUCUGUCCUGCUCGAGCAUUUCGUCUUUCGUAGCCUCUAUCUCGGCCACUACGCAGGCACUGGCGCUGAUCGAGCUGUUCAAUGCACCGCCUGGUCGCUACAAGGCGGACGUGUAUUUGCUGCCGAAAAAAAUGGACGAAUACGUCGCCAGUCUGCAUCUUCAGACGCUCGAUGCACAUCUAACGGAAUUGACCGACGAGCAGGCACGGUACAUGGGCCUCAACAAAGCCGGUCCGUUCAAGCCGAACUACUACAGGUAUUAG
This is a messenger RNA of Anopheles marshallii, 1380 nucleotides long. RefSeq names its product adenosylhomocysteinase-like 1. Lineage: Eukaryota; Metazoa; Arthropoda; Insecta; Diptera; Culicidae. The coding region runs from base 1 to 1380 and encodes 459 amino acids. The transcript is spliced from 5 exons. The record is from RefSeq and is a predicted model, not a curated record. Gene Ontology annotation, biological process: L-methionine cycle. Gene Ontology annotation, cellular component: cytosol.